Molecule: messenger RNA, 1007 nt
Organism: Lolium rigidum
Lineage: Eukaryota; Viridiplantae; Streptophyta; Magnoliopsida; Poales; Poaceae
Product: beta-carotene isomerase D27, chloroplastic
Exons: 7
Coding region: 1-831 (276 amino acids)
Molecular function (GO): iron ion binding
Source: RefSeq, a predicted model, not a curated record
AUGGAGGCCACCGCGCUUGUGCUCCUUCCUCAAGGUGGGCUCACGGUGGGAGCACCUCCCUGCUCGCGUGAAAGAGGCGUGUCCUGCGUAAUGAAGAAGAGCUACGGGAGGAGGAUCAAGCGCUGCUCCACCGUGCGAUCGGUCAUGGUGAGGCCACAAGAGGUAACGCUAGCGCCGAUACCAGCGCCCCCAGCGCCGGUGAGAGAGACGGUCGCAGGGACGACGGCGACGACAGUGUACCACGACACCUGGUUCGACAACCUGGCCAUCGGAUACCUGUCCAGGCAACUUCAGGCUGCUUCUGGGUUAAAGAAUGCAAAGCCUGGCUACGAGGGCUUGAUAGAGGCUGCUGUGGCAAUCUCCAGAGUCUUCAGGCUUGAAACACAGGGCGGGAUUGUGGCCAAAGCUCUCGAACAAGCAAUGCCAAGUUAUAUCGUCACAAUGAUAAAGGUGAUGAUGCCGCCUUCAAAAUUUUCCAGGGAGUACUUUGCUGCCUUCACCACGAUAUUCUUCCCUUGGCUUGUUGGACCGUGUGAGGUAAAGGAAUCUGAAGUCAAUGGAACAAGAGAGAAGAAUGUGGUGUUUAUCCCCAAAUGCAGAUUUCUGGAAAGCACCAACUGUGUCGGUAUGUGCACGAAUCUUUGCAAGAUUCCAUCCCAGAAGUUUAUGCAAGAAUCGCUUGGAGUUUCUGUCUACAUGUCACCCAAUUUUGAAGACAUGAGCUGCGAGAUGAUCUUUGGACAGCAACCUCCUGAAGAUGACCCAGCACUGAAGCAGCCCUGCUUCCGCACAAAAUGUAUUGCAAAGCAGACCUAUGGUGUGAAUUGCUAGCAUAUCUGGUCAGAAGGAAAUUAUUAAUGAUUAAACACCCCCUAGUUAUCAGUGAAACGCCUACAGCUCCAUGUCCUUCAUUCUGAUUCCUUAGGGAAGCAGCACUAGAUCCAUAGUUGUAUUUUUUUAGAGAAACUUGCAGAAAGCAUUUUAAUACAUACAAUUACUGUGUCAGA